AUGUCAUCCACACCUUGCCCCCUGUGCCCAAGGUAUUACCGUCGCGCGGGACAUCUUGCAAGACAUAUUUACCGGCAUCAUAGCGUUGACAAUGUGCCUGAGGACAAGCAUUUAGAAGACGAAACUACGCUGCCAGACGCCCUGCCUGGUAUGCUUACUCUGGUAAUUGAUGCCCCGGAUGAUUCUACAGAUUCAGCAACCGACUCUGAGGCGGAAUCCGACUUCGAUCCUGACUCCAAUUACGAUGGCCCUGAGGCGAUCGCCUCCCCGAUCUCAGAGCAAGCUGAUGAUAAUCAAAGGGCCACAGCAUACCUACCCAAUAGUGGACAAAGAGUAAGGCAGGUUCAUAGCUAUCGAGACUAUACAGAAGAGAAUUGGAAGUCAUGGGCACCGUUCAAAGACGCGGCGGAAUGGAGAUUGGCUUGUUUCUUUAUCGAGCACAAGCUGACCUCUACAUUAAUUGACGCCUACUUUAAUCAGGGGUUGCACAAGACGACAAAGAAUGAGCGUUCCUUUCAGUCCGCUUAUACUUUCCAGAACCAGCUCGACAAAAUGACGGGCUCCCCACCUAACUUUCAAUACAGGACCGUUGGGGACGGCUUUGGAAGAACGACCGACUUAUAUUACAGGAAUCUGGUCGAAUGCGUGAGGUAUCUCUUGGGUCAACAUUACUAUAAGUCAAGCAUGGUUUAUCGGCUGGAGAGAGUUUACGAUGCGAAUGGAUAUCAACUCUAUUCCGAGAUGCAUACAGUGGACUGGUGA
Molecule: messenger RNA, 762 nt
Organism: Morchella sextelata
Lineage: Eukaryota; Fungi; Ascomycota; Pezizomycetes; Pezizales; Morchellaceae
Exons: 1
Coding region: 1-762 (253 amino acids)
Source: RefSeq, a predicted model, not a curated record